Molecule: messenger RNA, 3915 nt
Organism: Plenodomus lingam JN3
Lineage: Eukaryota; Fungi; Ascomycota; Dothideomycetes; Pleosporales; Leptosphaeriaceae
Biological process (GO): nuclear division
Cellular component (GO): cytoplasm; nucleus
Molecular function (GO): mRNA binding
Source: RefSeq, a predicted model, not a curated record
AUGGCAUCUGAAGCAGCUGCCAGCACUGCCCCCGAGGGCCUGACCCCUGCGCAGAAGCUGAUGCAAGAACACGAUCACCAUGUCACCGUCGAGGAUGUCCCUGAUGAGGAGGACCUCAAUCACCCGCCGCCCUCCGCCAACUCGACUUCCGACGCUGCAGCUCCCCUCAGCGAGAAGGCGGCUGGAAAGCAAAAGGCCGACGAUACCCCUGCCUCUGCGAAGAAGCCCGGCCUCAACACCUCUUCUGAGGAGGCUUUCCCAGCUCUCGGUCCCGUCAAGCCCCGUGCUCAGGCGUCUGUUGCCCCUACAUGGGGUAAGAAGCCUGCUGUUGUCACUUCCAAUGGCGUCAACGGUAGUGCGGGUGCCAAUGGACCCUCUGCCUCUCCAGCGGUUGGUCGUGGCCCUGCCCUUCCCUCGAUGAACAUUCCUGGAAAGCACACGGAACGCAUCUCCUUCUCUCCCAAGCAGCUCACCCCUCGCCAGCAGCUCAAGAAGCCUGUCAAUGACAUUAUCCGUGACAUCAACAGGCGCUCCAAGGCCAAGGUCGAGUACAAGUCUGGUCCAGGUGGAAUGGUCAUCUUCGAGUCUACUGGCCCAACCGAUGCUGUGAGGCAGUCUCUCAAGGAGAUCGCUGAUGAGGUUGGAUCCAAGCAAUCUGUCGACGUCGCCGUUCCCGCCUCCGUCCGUGCUCACAUCAUCGGUCGUCAGGGUGCCAAGAUCCAGGAGAUUAGCAAGCGCACCGGUGCUCGCAUCCAGGUUCCCAAGGCAGAAGCUGGCGAAGAUGAUGAUACCGUUGUCAACGUACAUAUCGAGGGGAAUGCGCUUACCGCCGAGAUGGCUCGCCGUGAGAUCGAGGCAAUCGUCAACGAGCGUACCUCGACCGUCAAUUUGCGUCUCAAAGACAUUCCUGCCGAGUUCUAUCCCUUUCUGGCCGGACCUCAUAACUCUCACACCGACAAGUUGGUUCAGGGUCGUGACGUGAACCUUCAGAUCCCGCACUACCACACCUGGCGUUCGCAGGCUCCUCCUCAAGCUCAACGAGGCCAGCCAGUUCCUUUUGCUCCCCAGGCCAACUAUCCCAUCCAAGUCUCUGGUGAGCGAGUCGCCGCACAGCAGGUCCAAGCUGAGAUUGAACUCCGGGUUCAGCAGCUGCGCCAGCAAUUGGCUGUUGAUCAGCGAUCUAUUGAGAGGGGCCGUCAUCAGUUCAUCGUUGGUGAUCGAGGCAACUCGCUACACGACUUCUUGGAGGAGACUGGCUGUACGAUAGUCUUGCCCCCACCUGGAGACGACAGCGAGUCCGUCUAUGUCGUUGGACCUCCCGAUAGGAUCGAGCAGGGUAUCAACAAGCUGGAAGAUCUCGCGGCCAGCAUGACUAUGGCCACAGCUGAUGCUGCUCGCGAGCACAAGGGUCCCAACGCCCAGGAUCAUGCACACAACUUGACUCGUUACCUCCGUCAGCGCCAGGUCCUCAAGGAGCUAGAGGCUGCCCAUGAUGCAAGCAUUGUCGUACCUACUGACCGCGAUGGCCCAACUGGAUGGGAAAUCUAUGCCAAGAACGGAAAGGAUAGCAUGAAGGCUCGUAGCGAUGUCAUGAAUGUCUUCGCCAGCCACCCCCCGAGCCGAUUUGCCACGAUCAAUGUCGACCCAUUCUACCACCAAUUUCUUCGCGAACGGAACGCGCCAAAGGUCCGCCAGGAUCAUGGCGUGCACAUUGUGUUCCCAGAAGAGUCUGAGAACUCACCCCAGUUGGUCCUUGUCUAUGAGGACAGUAACAGCCCAUAUGAUCAGUACACGAUCCCACGCCAAAGGCCCUCUGCUGCAGAGAUCAAGGCAUACCAACAGGGACUCCAGGAUGCACAGAAGUAUAUUCUAGGUCUCACCAGCAACCAGCCAAAAAUUGAGUCCCGCGGUCUGGAGUCCAAUCCCAAAUUCCACCGCAAGAUUGAGCAGUUUGUCAACGACCAGCAACGCAGCUUGUCGAACGACCAGGUGCCUGUACAGGUUCUGUUUGGCCAGCGUCGGCCUGAGGCCCACAGUCGCUCCAACAACAGUUUCGCUAUUCGUGGACCUUCCAACGCAGUUGAAGAGUUCAACAAGAAGAUCUUGGCAUUCAUUGAGCAGGCCGAGAAGGAUGAGCUCGAGCGCAAUCACGUCACCACGUUCGACUUCCCCCAGAAGUAUGCCAGUCAUCUGGUUGGUAAGGGUGGCGAGAACAUUCAGCGUCUGCGCCAGAAGUACGACGUUGAUGUCCAGAUCAAUGACGGCAAGGUUGAGCUCAAGGGGCCAUCUGCCAAGGCCCAAAAAUGCAAGAAGGAUAUUCUCGACAUGGCCAAGAAGCUCGAGGACGAAACUACCCACAUCCUCAAGGUGAAGCCCCAAUACCACCGUGAUCUCAUUGGAGCCGGAGGCAAGCAGGUCGAGCGCCUCCAGGACCGUUAUGGUGUACGCAUCAACUUUCCCAGGCGCGUUCAGCACGAUGACGACGCCGGCUCCAACGCUCCUUCCCAGAGCAAGGCUCGCAGUCAGAACCAAGACGAGGUAAUUGUCCGUGGACCCAAGAAGGGCGCAGAUGAGGCUCGUGAGGAGGUGCUGCAGCUACUCCAAUACAUCAUGGACACUUCAUUCAGUGACACUGUCUCAGUCGCGCAAAGCCAGAUUCCACAAUUGAUCGGCUCCGGUGGGCGCGAGAUGGAGAAUCUCCGUCUGGAGACUGGCGCCCAAAUCGAUGUUCCUGGUGCUCGUGAGGGUGCUGAUCCCUCUGGACGUGCUGAGAUCAAGAUCAAGGGAACGAAGAAGCAGGUCGAGCAGGCUAAGAAGAUCCUGCAGGAGCGUGCGAAAGUGUUUGAUGACACUAUCGUGGAGACUCUUGAUGUCGACAGGAAGCACCACAGGACUCUUAUCGGUGGCAGUGGAGCAAACAUUCGUUCCGUCGUCACUGCUGCUGGAGGACCAGACAACUCGCGCGAUCUUGCACGCAUGGUGCGCUUCCCUCGUGCUGAGUCUGAUGAGUCAUCAAUCCGCAUUGAAGGACCCAAGAGCGUAGUUGAGAAGAUUGUUGCUGCCCUCAAGGCACAAGUCGCCUCGCUCGAGAACCAGACUACUGAGACCUUGGAGAUUUCCCCUGAUAAGCACCGUCUGCUUAUUGGCCGUGGUGGCGAGACUCGCCGCUCUCUAGAGUCGCAACUCAAGAUCCAGCUCGACAUUCCCAAGCAGACCACUACAGGUGCUGCACGCAGCCAGGUCAAGAUUACUGGUGAGCCCUCUGCAGUCGAGAAGGCCAAGGAGCACAUUCUCGAGCUCGUCAAGAGCCAAGAAGGCGAGACCAUUGAGGUUCCUCGUCAUCUCCACCACGCCAUCUCGGACAACGGCCAAUUCUUCCGUCAGCUUCGCAACCAGUACAAGGUCACCGUUGACCACGGUGGACACAAGAUUCCCGCCAAGCCUGCGCAGGCUGAGGCUGGAAAGGCGAGGAAGGGCGCCAAUGGUGCUCUUCCUCUGAUCACCGACGAUGCGACGACUGGAGCAGACGAGCACUCCUGGGAGAUCAUCGACAACAACACUGCCCCCGAAGAGGGUGCGGAUCAAUCCGCUACUAUUCCCUGGAUUCUACGCGGCUCACCCGAGAACCUUCCCAAGGCUCGUGAGGCACUUGAGAAGGCCAUUGCGGCAGCUUUGAAGCCUUCUUCUACCGGGUACUUGAUCCUGCCUGAUCCGCGCAGCUACCGACUUGUCGUCGGCUCCGGAGGCAGCACGAUCAACGAACUCCGCAAGAAGACGGGCACCAAGAUCCAAGUGCCGCGCGACCAAGCCCAGGGCGAGGCCAUUGAGAUUGUUGGAAGCCGCGAGGGAUGCGAGCAAGCGCGCCAGAUGAUCCUCGAGAUUGUGAACAAGGGCGGUAACGGUGGACGCAAGUAG